Messenger RNA from Caenorhabditis remanei, 1488 nucleotides. RefSeq lists its product as uncharacterized. Gene Ontology annotation, cellular component: nucleus. The transcript is spliced from 4 exons. The record is from RefSeq and is a predicted model, not a curated record. NCBI's taxonomy places the organism in Eukaryota, Metazoa, Nematoda, Chromadorea, Rhabditida, Rhabditidae. Bases 1 to 1488 code for a protein of 495 amino acids.
AUGCCAUCUCCAUUGUCUAACAUCAAAACCGAAUCCCGCCCAAUCUGGGAGCAACCACCACCACCAAACAUCGUUCUCCCUGAACUGCCACCUGAAGAUCCCUCACGUCACAUAACGCUCCAAGAAUAUAAAAAGCUUGCGUGUGCUCCUGAAAUCGCGCGGCAAACAUGGGCUCGCGUUGGGCAGAGUUGUGAAGCCAAACAGUUACUGGAGUUGACCAUCCUACACUGCUUCAGCGAAGUUCCUCCACUUGGAAAGAAAAGGAAUAGCCAUCAGAAGGUACAGGAUCACUAUGCAAUUGUUGCUAUCAAAGUGUGGAAGAGAAUUGGGAUUCUUUACAGCCAGCAAAUUGUGAGUGGUUGUCUUAUGGCGGCGAAAAUAGGGCUACGAAGACGUCUGAGAACAUUUACUAUCGAAAAAAGAUUAUCGAAAGAGAAGGUGGAGGAAAAAAUGUGGGAGUGGCCACUCUAUCAAUACAUGAGAACAUAUCGCCAAGAAGAUUAUGAAAAGGGAUUGAGGACAAAGGCGUUGAAAGAUAAAAAUGGGCAGCCUUUCGUUUUUGAGUUAAAUGACGACGACGAUAAGGAGGAGAUGGAGAAUGAUAGAAGUGUAGAAUCCAUCCCUGCUGACAACAUCAAGAAAAAGGCACCAGCUCCAUCCGCCUUGAAGCGCUCCCUUCUUCUUCAAGUGAAGCAAGAAGAAGAAGAAGAGCCUCCGAAGAAAAUUGCUCAGCUAAACACACCUGUAUUCACUCCAGACAUACCAGAAUCGUCUCAAAAUAUGCCAGGACCACACUCGUCCCACUCGCCGAAAGGGCGAUUAGUUCUAUCCGGUUUGAUACGCCCUGCUCUUCUUCAAGUGAAGCAAGAAGAAAGAGAACCUCCAACAAAAAUUCCUCCGGUUGAGUCAAACCUAUCUGAAUCCUCUCGACACGUGAGAGCAGUUUCUAGCCAACAUCAGGAGGCUCAGUAUAAGCCAACGCAGAGAGACUUGCCAGCUCCGUCCCGACACGUGCCAGGUUUUUCUGCAGACGUGUCAGGUUCAUCUCAAAACAUGUCUGGACUAUCUUCGAGCCACUCGCCGAGUCCUUCUCAUCAACAUCGAGUUCCUCACUAUGACCCAUCGCUUCAAGAUAUGCUAAGUUAUUCCCCAGAGAUGCCUGACCCUUCUUACCAACAGGCUAGUGGUCACAACGGGAACCAGUCUGAAUUCCUGAAGCAAAGGGAUCCGCUUGGACACCAUAAAAACAUGUCCGUGCCUACUGCCCUCCUAAGCAAAACCGAUCAAUAUUAUUUCAACGAGGAUAUGGAGUAUCUAAACCGGAAGCUAUUGAGAAUACACGAGAAGAACGAGACGCUCUAUAGAGCUGCCAGGGACGCUGUCCUUGAGGUCACAAAGGCUAUCGAAAGAAAGACUCCGGAUAAAAGUUUGGAAUCGGUUUUCUUAGAAUUGGCGGACUUUUUUAAGGAUGUGAAGGUUCCUGAAUGA